AUAUUCGAGAAUAAACUCCACAAGUUAAAAAAUAAACCAAAUUUAACUAGACACCAUUGUUGCCAUAAUUGCGGCCAAAUAGUUAUCUAUUGUCGAAUGGACAUUAUAUAAAAUAUGUGACAAAAAUCCUUUACCAAAGGUUUAUGAAUAAGACGAGAUUUUGACAUUGAUUACAGAAUGUACUGAGAUUUAAAACAUACUAGAAUAUCCAUGCUAGAAAAAAAAGCGGGUGACAUUGAUAUAGUGGCAAUGAAAGCCAGUAACUAUUUAAUGGAGGCCGCCCAUUCUUUCCGUAUCUACCUCAAGAAUCACUGCGCAGUCCGAAAGCCUAAAAAAGGCGAAGCGCCCAAACCGGAGCGGAAGCCGAAUAAGGCGGUGAUAUGGGUCGCUAAGGAGUACCCGAAGUGGCAACAUAUCAUUUUGAGUACUCUCAAGGAGUUAAAUGGGCCUUCAGGUCUCCCCGAUAACAAAGUAUUAUCAACAAAACUUUCUGCUAUAAACGAUCUUAAAAAAUAUAUGAAAAGAGUGAUGCCAUUCGUUCAAGCCACAAGAGAUAAUCUACAAAAGAUUGGUCCCGAAGCCCUCUCUGUUGCCUUGCCCUUUGAUGAGGCCCAACUGCUUGAAGAUAACAAACAAUAUCUGCUGAAUACUUUGGGUGUAAGUAUUUGUAGGCUUAAUAUUUACUGCUUCGUAUAA
Molecule: messenger RNA, 696 nt
Organism: Pieris brassicae (large cabbage white)
Lineage: Eukaryota; Metazoa; Arthropoda; Insecta; Lepidoptera; Pieridae
Product: leucine--tRNA ligase, cytoplasmic-like
Exons: 3
Coding region: 211-696 (161 amino acids)
Biological process (GO): leucyl-tRNA aminoacylation
Molecular function (GO): leucine-tRNA ligase activity; ATP binding
Source: RefSeq, a predicted model, not a curated record